This is a messenger RNA of Brassica napus (rape), 1299 nucleotides long. Its product is annotated as ADP-ribosylation factor GTPase-activating protein AGD7-like. Gene Ontology annotation, molecular function: GTPase activator activity. The transcript is spliced from 4 exons. The record is from RefSeq and is a predicted model, not a curated record. Gene Ontology annotation, biological process: vesicle-mediated transport. Bases 252 to 761 code for a protein of 169 amino acids. NCBI's taxonomy places the organism in Eukaryota, Viridiplantae, Streptophyta, Magnoliopsida, Brassicales, Brassicaceae.
UUCUCUCUCAUCUCUAUCUCUCUCGAGUUCUUUGUCUCCUCCGUCGCCCAGACUUUGGAUUGGGAGGCUGAUGAAUCUUUUAGAUCUUCGAGCGAUAUGAGGAGGAACCAGUCGGCGAGUGAUUUUAGAGCGUCGGGAGGUGGCGGUGCUCCGGCGAAGUCGAAGUCUUCGGAGGAUAUUUUAUUCGAGGUCGCAGCUUGAGGCUUCUCCUGCGAAUAAAGAGAGUUUCUUUGCGAAGAGGAUGGCUGAGAAUGAGUCUAAGCCGGAGGGGCUUGGGAGGUAAGUAUGUGGGGUUUGGAUCAAGCCCUGGUCCUGCUCCCAGGAGUAAUUAUCAGGGUGGUGGUGGAGAUGUUUUCUCUGUCAUGUCUGAGGGGUUUGGAAGAUUGUCUCUUGUUGCCGCAUCAGCUGCGAAUGUUGUUCAGACAGGAACCAUGGAGUUCACUUCCAAGGUCAAAGAAGGUGGUUUAGAUCACACGGUGAGUGAGACUGUUAACGUUGUUGCGAGUAAGACAACCGAGAUAGGACAGAGGACAUGGGGGAUCAUGAAAGGAGUAAUGGCAAUUGCUUCACAAAUGGUUGAAGAGUUCACUAAAGAAGAAGCAUCGACCUGGAACCAACAGAAUACAAACGAGGGCAACGGUUACUACCAGAACAAAGGAGCAACAACGAAUAUGGCGAGCAAGGAUCCGAAUCACGAGCAACCUCCUCCUCUGAGUAUCGAAAUCAAAGCCACUCAGGAUCAAUUCUUCGCUCAUUCUUAGACAAAUUCAACUUGUUCAAAUCCUGUUUCUCUGCUACACACGCUGCGAUAGCUGAAUCUGCUUCAACCGUUAUAUCAUUCCCCGCCAUCUCAAGAACUUCAAUGGGCGAAGCACACUCCUUAAGAGCCUUCGCUACGGCUAUGGCAACUUCAUCCUCUAGGUUCAGAUAACUCAAGUAAAGCUCCGUCAAGUGUUUGUAGCUUGAAAGACUCUUGCUCAGAGAAACUCCUGCUUCUGCCCCAAACAUGUUAUCCCUCAGAUCAAGCUUCUUCAUAUAAGCACAACACUCGAGCCCUUCAGACAAAGCUAUCCCACCUUCAGACCCAACUUUUGUUGUCUUGUUUUCUUGUAUCACGGACCUAGAGAUUGUCAUGUUUUCUUCUUGUUGUCUUGUUUUCUUUUGCUAGUAUACUGCAGUUUAUGUUUCUUUGUCUUUCUUCCCUCCCCCAUAUGUUUCAUCCUAAAACCUUAAAACUUUAUCUACAGCAAGAAGCCAACAACACAAUGCUAGUUUUAUAACAUGCUUCUUUCAAAUUUA